AUGGGUAGAAAGAAGAGGAAGUUAAAUAUCGAUUUAAAACCCUUUUGUUACUACUGUGAUAGAGAAUUUGAUGAUGAGAAAAUUCUUAUACAACACCAGAAAGCGAAACAUUUUAAAUGUUUACAUUGUAAUAGAAAAUUAGAUAUGGCAAAUGGUUUAGUUGUUCAUAUGAUGCAGGUACAUAAAACUAAUUUAAAGAGUGUUCCGAAUGCCUUACCUAAAAGAAAUGACCCAGAACUUGUAAUAAGAGGUAUGAAUGGUGUACCUACAGAUAUUAUUGAAGAAAAUUUAAUUAAAUUAAAACAAAAAUUAGGUGAUAAAAAUAUUAAAAGACAACAGAGAGUUAAUUGGGCACAAGUUACUAUGGCACCUACUAUGGAACAAUUUUUAAAACAAGCACAAAUGGGGAAUUUUUCUUUUCCUGGUUUUAAUUCACCUGUUUUACCUACAAAUAAUAAUAUAUUAACAAAUACAUUAGAUAUAAAUAAUAAGAGUACAUUACCGAAUAUACCUUUAUAUAUACCUAAUACUACUAGUAAUAUUAAUAAUAUUAAUAAUUUACUUCAACAACCAAUAGGUAAUAAUAUCAUAUAUCCACCAAAAAAUUCAACCCUUCUUAAUAUGCCCAUACCUCCUAUAAAUAAAAAUAAUAUAAAUAAUCACGUUGUUACAAACCCCAAUACAUUCACCCCUUCUAAUAUUCCACCAAAUAUAGCACAUAAAUAUAGUGCAAAUAUAAAUUUAUUACCAACAAAUAUAAAUCAACAUAAUCCUAUGUAUAUGCCUCCAGGAUUAUAUCCACCACCUAUCCCUCCUUUAAACCAUCCCUCAAUCCCUCCCACCCAUAUACCUUCCUCAACAUACCCAACAAAAAUGACACCUAUACAACAAAUGAGACCAAGUUCUAAAUGGGACGUACUAGAACCAGCUGAAGGCGAUCCCUCAACACUUAAACAUAAUAAGGAGGAUAAUACAGAGAAUAAAAAUGAAGAACCCCACAAAGAUUCCUUAGAUGAUGAUGUAAAACAGAAUGAACAAAAAGAUAACGAAGAAAAAAAUCAUACACAAAAUUGUGAAUAA
Messenger RNA from Plasmodium reichenowi, 1080 nucleotides. RefSeq names its product zinc finger protein, putative. Lineage: Eukaryota; Apicomplexa; Aconoidasida; Haemosporida; Plasmodiidae. Gene Ontology annotation, cellular component: nucleus. The transcript has a single exon. The record is from RefSeq and is a predicted model, not a curated record. The coding region runs from base 1 to 1080 and encodes 359 amino acids.